AUGUCUGACUACAAGGUCUAUGAAAAGGCUAACUUCUACAUUCCCAAACGCUACAAUAUCCACCAAGUGCUUGGAAAAGGCUCCUACGGCGUUGUCUGUCUGGCUACCGACUCUAGGGCCCAAGGUGAUUCCCCCGUGUGGCUCGCAAUCAAGAAGGUCGGGGGCAUUCUCCAUAAACAAGUUCUACUUCGGCGGGCAAUUCGGGAAUUGCGUAUGAUGCGCUACUUCCGUGGCCACCGCAAUAUUGUUUCGCUUGUCGAUGUGAAUUUCGUCUCCGUUGAGCCUUACGAGGGGCUAUAUUGCUUUCAAGAACUCAUGGAAUACGACCUUUCCAAAAUUGUCUAUUCUCCUGUCCAAUUCUCUGAGUUUCAUGUGUGUAGCUUUAUUUACCAGGUACUCUGUGGCCUAAAGUACGUCCACUCGGCCAAUGUGAUCCAUCGAGACUUGAAACCCAGCAAUCUUCUUGUCAGUAGCACAGGAACCGUGAAAAUUGGUGAUUUUGGUUUAGCAAGAGCCAUCAAGGUGUCGCCAUCUCUCUUCACUGUCGCACCCAUUACGAACUAUGUGGCCACCAGAUGGUAUCGGGCACCUGAGCUCAUUAUUCGAGAGUCGAGAUACGGAAGGCCAGUGGAUAUGUGGGCUGUGGGAUGUAUCUUGGGAGAGCUCUAUGGUCGUCGGCCAUUGAUGCCAGGGAAGGAUCUGCUCGACCAAUUCCAUCUCAUAAUGAAGUUCUUGGGAGCACCUCCACCAAGUUUGGGGAUGCAGAAAAUAUACACCGUGCAUCAGUUUGCACAUCUGGUUCCAUGGAAGGUGGUGUAUCCUUUUGCAAGCGACGCAGCAUUGGAUCUUUUGGGCAAAUUACUUCAGUGGGAGCCUCGAGGUCGUCUCAAGGUGGAGGAUGCAUUAAGUCAUCAGUAUUUUGCACAGAUUCGACGCAAGCGGAGCGAGGCAGUAUGUUCUGAAGCGUACAAAUUAGGCAAGGAAGAGGAAGAGAAGACUCUUGUGGGGCUUCGGCAGCUUUUGGAGGACGAGGUGGAGAGGUUUAGAAGAGAGAGGGAAGGUAGAGGGAAGGAUGAGAAACGAAGAGUUUCAGACGAAAGCCUCUGA
This is a messenger RNA of Sungouiella intermedia, 1107 nucleotides long. The record is from the annotation of a GenBank genome assembly. Lineage: Eukaryota; Fungi; Ascomycota; Pichiomycetes; Serinales; Metschnikowiaceae.